GUUCGGGCCAACGGACGCAGCGGUGGCAGAGAUGCCAGAAACCGGCUCCUCCGUGGCGUAGCUGUUUUGGCUCGAGUUCUGCCGAAACAGUUCUCGAUCUCGCUUGCUCCACUGAGCGAGCAGUCAGACUCAUGCCGCGCUCGGGCGCUGAUGACGGCUUGCCCGCAGCGAUGGCAGAUAGCGAGUCGCCCGCCAGUGCCCGCAAAAGGCCGGCUGCCACGGCCAUUGCGUGCCCGCCAAAAAGAACGAAGCAGGACGACGACAGCAGCGACGCUCCGCUGGCAGCCAAGCCACAACCCAAGGGAAAAGCAAAGGCAAAAGCAAAGGGCCAGGCGCCGAAGCCCGCCAAGGGCAAGGCAAUGGCUGCGCCAGUCGAGCCACCUGCAGACGAGGAGAGGGCCGCGCCCAAGGCCAAGGCGAAGGCCCUGCUCGUGGCCAAGAGCAAGGCGCCGACAGCGAGCAAGAGCAUGGCUGCCCCGCCCGUCGAGCUGCACCCCGUCAAGGCCGAGAUCACGGCUGGUGAGCUUAGUGAACUCGAGAAGCUCAAGGGCAUGAAGGUCCCGAAGCCCGUGGUUGCGGCGAGGGACUCGCUGAAGAAAGCAGGCAUCUCCAAGCUCGAGGAUUUGACCGCUGACAAGCUCAAGGAUGUUCUUGAUGAUGACUCGCUCAAGAGCCUGUUCAGCUCAUUGGGAACGACUUUAAAGUCAAAGUGUCCUAUGCUGCACGCUAAGUACGUGAAAGAUACCACGGGCCGCGCUUCCAUCGAGCGCAAGCGAGAGUGGUUGACCAAAUUCAUCAUUGACCCAACAAGCGGAGGUUGCUCCGCAGGGCAAGACACCACCGUCGGCAGCAGGGACGAGUCGGAGAGCCUCACCGAGUGGCUGACAGAGGAGGAGCAGCUCGGAGGGCCAAUGUACCUCAAUUCGCCGCUGCAUGCAUCUAUCAUCGUAAAGUCUUUGGAUUGCAGACCGCAUCGCAACGGGUUGCUGGCGGAGGCGGGCGUGAGGGAGUACAAGUUCUCGAAGGAGAUCCUCAGGGAGAUCGAGUUCAAGAACAACUCGUCGAGCGUGAGUUCGAGCGUGGACGUCAACGCAGAUACCUACAAGCAGAUCCAGGGCGCCAUGAUGGGCCAGGCGAUCUCCAGCGCCUUGCCCUUGUCCGACGGCGCGGCAGGGGAAUCCGAGAAGGAGAAGAAGGACCGCGAGAGGAAGGAACGGGCCGCAGCCAAGGCCGAGAAGGAGAAGCAGGAGGCACAGCAGAACCCGAUGAAGGCAAAGGUCGACGAGGCCAAGAAACUUCUCGACGAGCAGAUCAAGAAAGCAAAAGCGUGGGCCCGAAGCGUGGACGACGAGCUGAGAGAGAUCCCAGGGUACCAGCUGAAACUUCAGAGGAAGGGCUUCCCGCAGUCGAUGGGCGAUUACCUCGCAGAGCAGGGGAACCAGCACCGACUCAGCAUGGAGAAAUUCGCCAACGGCAUCUACACGGAGGCAAAGUCUGUGAAGGGCCAGUCUUCGAACGACCCGCAGGUCUACACCACCAUGUCCGACAAGCUCAAACAUGACCUCGAGCAGGAGACUACAAAGUUCAACACAUUCAAGAAAUCUACGUUGGACGAGAUGCGCAAGAUGAAGGAUUCGUCUUGAGCUGCGUGGCGCAGCGUCGAGCCCAUCGCCAUCUGCCUGGCCGCUAGGCGCAGCGCACGACGUGUUGCGCGCAGUUUCAAGUUCGCUUGAGCCUGGCUGGUCGGGGGGAGGUAUACUGACAAUGAAAACGAAAACGACCGAGCGAGGGAUGGAUGAGGAAAGGAAGUGAUGUUCAUAAUGCCCCUGGCUGAUUUUCUGGCACUGCCUCUGUUCCCACGGUCUUCAGAUGUCCUAUGCAAGACCGCCCUGCCAUCUUUCCACUUCUCGCUCCUCCAGCCCCCCCUUCCCCCCUCGUUCCCAGCCGGCUGGCCUUGCGAGCUUCUUUUUAGGCCCGAGGCUUUGCAGAUCGCGCGUGGGGUUAGCGCGAUCGCUGAAUGGUCCUCGGCGGCAUUCGCAAGAAGCUCUUCUCGGCAUUCUCCGACAAGUGCGCUAGCGCCGACUGCUGCCAUACAGAGCAAUUCCUGAAGAGGAAGUUUGCCAAACAUAGGUUCAGCGCGACUGAUGUAGUUGAAGCAUCGCAGGCAUUUUGCAGCGAUGCACCCACCGAGACGCCUCGUGUUGUCCAAGAUUGGGGCUCGGUCCAGAAAGGAGGCAAUGCCUAUAGAGGGCUAAUGAGGCGGCUGGACAAAAUCGAUCUCCCACCAGUUUACCAAGCGGCGUUGCCCUCAUGGGACCCCCUGAGAAAUCAAAAGGCCACGAUGUUGACGAAUUUUCUGUUACCACACGAGAUGUUACACCACAUGGUUCAGCCUAGUACCGUACAUGAAUGGUGUACGUUUGCCCCCGAGGUCAGCCCACUAAACGAUGUACUGAAAGAGUGGGGCGAAACGCUCAAGCCACCUCGGGAUACGACGACCGAGCUGUUUGCAAGUUUGGGGCUUUGGGGUGAUAGCGCCCCGUACUCGAAGCGAGACAGCGUCUAUCUUCUCACGUGGCAGGUGUUGUCAGGCAAAGAUCGGCAUCGACGGCAUUGGUUUUGUUGUUUCCCAAAACGGUACGUAUGCCAGUGCGGCUGCUACGGCCGUCACACUUUCGAAGAGGCGUGGCGAGUGAUGGGGUGGAGCCUCCGCGCACUGGCAGAUGGGCAUUUUCCACGCGUGCGCCACGACCAGAAUCCGUAUAACAAGAGCUCGGGUGUUGGCGACAGGGAUCGAAUACACCAGGCGGGCUGCGUUUUGAAUUGCAAGGCCGCGUGCAUUCAGAUAAAGGGGGACUGGGCCUGGUACAAACAAGCUUUUGGAUUAUCGGGGUGGAAAGGGGAAGGGGGGCACGGCCACGUAUGCUGGCGAUGCCCUGCCAAUAACAAGACCGACUUUGAUUUCCGCAGGGCUGACCGCCAUGCCCCUUGGAGAGGGCACGAAUAUGAUGAUGAUAAGGCCCUUUUCAUGUGCAUGCUUCACAGUGGGUUCAGGAGUGAGAUCUUCAAUUUCCCAGGCAUGCGGUUCAAGUACAUACUAAUAGAUUUGAUGCACGUGGUGUGUCUAGGGAUUCUCCAAAAUCUCCUCGGCAAUUGCUUCUGGGAGUUGCAUUGCAGCUUGGGCGGUAACAUGUCGCCUGAUUCAACGGGGUCAAAAGGGGCUGUGAGCGUUUUGAGAUCACAGAUACGUUUGGGUUCAAAGUUUUUGGGCAUCGACUGCCCCGUGUACGCACUAACACUUCCCAUGUUCAGGGCGAGUGGCAAAGGUCCGAAGAUGAAGACGAAGGCAGGUGAGGGGAGACACUUGUUGAAAGUAUUGCUACACAUGCUUAUCACAUUCUACGAUCAGACAUCAGAACACAACGCCAUUCGUUUGAACUGCGUGCGCAGCCUUGCCGCAAUAUAUGACCAGCUCGCCGUGUGGGAUUUUGAUACGUCCUACAGUGAGUGCGCAGUGCUGGCGACCAAGCAUGUGCUACUGUAUGCUGAGCUGUGGAGGGAAGCGGCAGAAUUAGAUGAGUCCACGCUCCUGUGGAAAAUGAUUCCAAAACAUCAUUUAUUUAUCCACUUAAUGGAACACGAUCGUGGGAAUCCAAAGGAGGGGUGGAAUUACGGUGACGAAUCAGAGAUUGGCGUGGCAGUCGAUAUGUGCACGACGCUGCAUUGCAGGACCAUCGCCACGGAAGCGGUGCGAAAGUACAGGGCAACUACUGUUGAGCGCUGAGAAAAAUAGCUUUCGAAGGGGAUUCAGAGUUUUCCGAUGUCAUUCGGGUAGUACUUCUUGGCGCACCCAGCCGUGGCGAGGAGGAUUUCCUUGGGUACGCACGCGUAUCUUGUCAGGCGACCCUAUUUCCCGAGGGUGGGAUUUCGAAGCGCUUCCAACCGUGGCGGCGAGAGGGCCUCAGACUAACAAAACAUCCC
This is a messenger RNA of Prorocentrum cordatum, 3981 nucleotides long. The record is from the annotation of a GenBank genome assembly. Lineage: Eukaryota; Dinophyceae; Prorocentrales; Prorocentraceae.